CCGUCGCCAUCGCCAUCGCCAUCGCCGUCGCCAUCGCCAUCGCCGUCGCCAUCGCCGUCGCCAUCGCCGUCGCCAUCGCCGUCGCCAUCGCCGUCGCCAUCGCCGUCGCCAUCGCCGUCGCCAUCGCCGUCGCCAUCGCCAUCGCCGUCACCAUCGCCGUCGCCAACGCCGUCGCAGCAAGGUAUGACACAAUAUACAGUAAACAGUAAAAAAUAGCUCGGUUAACAUCUCGUUCUAAUCGAAGAUUAACAUUUUCAUCCAUUUUAAGCAUCGCCGUCGCCGUCGCCGUCGCCGUCGCAGCAAGGUAUGAUAGUAUCUACAGUAAAUAGUAAAAAAGAGCUCGGUUAACAUCUCGUUCUAAUCGAGGAUUAACAUUUUCAUCCAUCUUAAGCAUCGCCUUCGCCGUCGCUGUCACCGUCGCCGUCGCCGUCGCCGUUGCCGUCGCAGCAAGGUAUGAUAGUAUCUACAGUAAAUAGUAAAAAAGAGCUCGGUUAACAUGUCGUUCUAAUCGAAGAUUGAUAUUCUCACCCAUCUUAAGCAUCGCCAUCGCCAUCGCCAUCGCCAUCGCCAUCGCCAUCGCCAUCGCCGUCGCCGUGGCCGUCGCUGUUGCCGUCGCCUUCGCCGUUGCCGUCGCCGUUGCUGUUGCCGUCGCCUUCGCCUUCGCCUUCGCCUUCGCCUUCGCCUUCGCCUUCGCCUUCGCCUUCGCCUUCGCCUUCGCCGUCGCCAUCGCUUUCGCAGCAAGGUAUGAUACUAUAUACUAUACACUAUAUCCUAUGUACUCAGGUGUAGCACUUCUUAACAGCGGCGACUUGAGGUGUUAUAACGCAUCUAGUAAAACCUGUGUUGAAAGGAAACCAAAAAGGUCCUCGCUAGCGUCCACUUAUUAUAAAAUAUCCGUUUCAUUCAAGUUUUGUAAAUUGAGUAAUGGUGACAACCUUGAAAUUACGAACCUUUACGCCGUUUGCAUUUCCCAUCAUAACCGGUAGUUGUACAUAAGUCUUGAUCGUGUUGUCGCAAGAACGUUUGACUCAAUUUGAUCUAAAUAACCUCAACUGAAUAAAUAAAAAUUUGAAAUUUAUUUUAAGUUUUGAAGUCAUGACAUGAGUAUAUAGGAAAUCUGCAUAAGUACGAGUUUUGUCAACAUUAAAGCUGUUAAUGCAUGUGUACGAGCACAUGUAGAUGUUGAAAAAACUGUUAACCCUUUAACUUCCAAGAUCUAAUUGUUAAUUUUCCCCUCUAGCUGCCACACAUUUCUCGGUAAGUUGGAUGUCACAGGGAGAUGUUACAUGUUAAUCACUUCUGGGAGUUAAAGGGUUAAAUGCGGCGAAUAUUUUGCUUACAUUUUUCAUUAAAGUAACCUGUAUGAGUAUACUCCUUUUUUAUAAUCUUGCUUUCCCAGCUCACGCUGCAUUCUAAUUUUUCGACUAAAUUUUAUUUUCUUUCAAUAUAUCUGGAACUCCUGGUGUUAGAUAUCACAGGUCUAUUUAGAACUUUUCUGUACCGGUAAUUACAAGAAAUUGAGCAGCUGUAUGGCGCAUGAAUUUUUUCCCUGACUCUGUUAAUGUUCUAUUAGGUGUAAGGAUUGGGACUGAUAGUAACACUUACGAUUUUUCUACAGCAAUAACCCCUACAGCAAUAACCCCUACAGCAAUACCUCCUAGAGGGGGGAACUGCUCCAUCACUCCGCCAAGCGGCAUCUCACUGGAGACUAAUUUCAGUCUGAGCUGUAGCAACUGGGAAAGUGACAACACCCCUCUGUCCUAUCAGUUUCAAUACAGGCUAGAGAAUGGUUUGUACAAUGUGUUAUAUCGUGGCGCUAACAACAGCAUAACUACCUCUUGGAUACCACCUGGGAAUAGUACAGAUAAUUUUACUGUCAAAGUUAUUGCUACAGUGACCGACAAUUUUGGAAUUUCUGCUUCCCAAGUCUCUUUGAAAGUUCAGGUAGGCCGCUAACCAUUAGUUUAAUGUCUAGCGUGAAAGGAUGUGAGAAUAUUUGAUUUCUUUUAGUCCCUAUUAGUAAUAGAUUAAUUAUAGUUAUAGAUAACUACUUUUGACUUUUGCAGAUCAAGCCAUCUCAGAAUGUAACACCCGAUUUUAUCGCAAACCUUCGUGAGAUCAAAAACCUGAGAGAAGCGGCGUUACUAGUAAACGUUUUACUUCUAUCAGUUUCACGUGAAACCUCAAUGGAUUUGCAGGAGAAAUACAAGGUACUUUUCAAACCCAGUUCGUUACUUAAAAAGUGAAACAAAACUAGUUCAUUCUGAUAGUAUCCGAAAAGCAAAGUGUUUACCAUAGGCCAAACGUGCAACAAAAUGAGAAGACAUUUAUAUGAAGAAGAUAAUAACAAUAAAAAAAAAAUCAACUUUCGAAGAACAGACAAGUAUAAUACAUUAAAAAUAUCAACAUACUUUUGAGAAAAAUGGAGGCUUAUGCGUUAAAUAUCUGAUGUUUUUUCAGCACGAGAAUCGUUUCGUGCAUGUUAAGCGUUGACUUUUCAUUAUUCUCGCGUUUCACCUUCCGUUCUAACGAAUGAAGAAUGCUGAGGAGAAUGCUUUGAAUAAAUUACAAAGGAAUACUUAUAACGUCUUGAAAUUGAGGUUUCAAAAUACAUUUCAUGGGCAGAAAUCACUAAAUAUUCCUUUUUUUUUCUUCUUAGACGUUUUCGGUGAUUUGAUGCAUUUAGAUCAAUCAUGCCCUUGCAAAUCAUUUGAUGGGUUUUAACUGCCGAUGUCAUAGGGAAACCUGAUACGUUGAGUCUGAAUAUGCCUUUAGAUCUAUAUCUUUGGAACGAGCCUCACAUGGGGGAUACAGUCUGGUUGCCUAUUUCUUUACUGGUUUAAAUAACUUUAAGCUAAUAUCUUUAUCGUUGUUUAAGGUGAUGAACGACAUCCUUGAUAAAAUUUCGCCCUUGGAAGCAAAAACUGUCUCCGACCUGCUUCAAAAAUCAUCAGUUAUCGGCUCUGCUCUUCAGGUUCUGGAGAAAGUGCCCCAUCAGUUUUUGGUAAGUUAAUUACGUAAUAUUGUUUGGGGCUGGAAUAGCGAUGGUGGUUACGUCAAGUUUUCAUACCGUGAAACUAUUUGACCAGAAAAGCUCAAGAAAAACAGUAAUAAUAACAACAGCAAAGACGAAGAAAACGGAAAUGAACAAGCAUAAAAACAAGCAACUAUUGCGUUAUCAAAUGAACCAACCUAUAGUUUUGUACAUACUUUAACUAAUUCGCCACAAAUUAUCUCUAGGACGGUCAUAGGAAAGAAAUCUGAAAGCAAGCAUUUUUAGCUUCAUUUAAAUUCAUUUGCACUCCAUAGAAUUUCUCCUUAUCUGCUAUCACUUCAAUGACGUCACGACUAUGGUCUCUUGCCCAGAAACAAGACGUAGCAGACAUACCACUGACAAAGAAAUCAGCAGAAAACUUGGCUUCAUGUCUUAAUAGCGUGUUGAAGGCAGCAGCAGUGAUUGCAUCAGAAAACUUCAAAUCAAGUUUUCAACAACUGGUACUGUAAUGUACAUUAGUCUAUAUUCAUUGGCGAAUGGUCCAUUGAUGAUUGUUGUAAACUUAACCGUUACUCCCUUCUUCAUUCAUAUUUUGGACCUUUUAAGGUUUGUUUGUAUGUAUGUUUGUUUUAAGCUUGCGAAAAUCCAUAGUUUGCUUACAUUAUAUGGUUAUUUAUGGAAUUUCUACAGGGUAAACUAUUGGUGAAGAUUUCAAUGAAGACCCUCGAGAAAGUUGCAGACUCAGUGUUGGCCUUGACAGUACCUGAUGAAAGAACGAUAUCAUUCACAGCGGGACAACUAUCCAUGACAGUCGGAAGAUAUAGCCUCCAAAGACUUUCAGGACUGGAAAUAAAAGCAGGAAAAGGCCGGUUUAUCUUACCUUCUAAGAGCCAAUUAUUACUCGCUGGAGUAAACAAAACAAGUUUUGUAGAUGUUCAGGUAGGUUUUCCUGCCCUUCGGGCAAAUUUCAAUCUAAGUUUUUUUUUUUGGCAGAUACCGACACCAGUAACAUUAAAGUAGCACAUUAGGUACCUUAAAGGUUCCUUAUUACCUCCAGCAAUCAUAUUUCUUGUUUUGGUUUUGACAUGUUCAACUCUGUCACUUGGGACAACAAAAAAGAAUCAGUCAAGCUUGAUUUUCUUCACAUCGCCUUAAGCAAACCUUACAACUGAGUUGAUAACAGGAUCAGGUCUUCCACCCGCCAUUUCUCCUGCAUUUUCAUUCUGGUUUCAAAAUACUGACUCUGAAAAUAUUUCAUAAUAAGUGACCACAUGAAUGUUAUUUAUUUUUCGCUGUUUUUCCUAAUAUAUUUUCAGUUUUAUUUUGCGCUCAACUUAUGAUAACUUAUGAUUAGUACUAAGAAUGAGUACCUUGUUUACGUGUUCAAUUAUAGCAGUCUACAAAAACAAACAAAUUUUUAAUCAUUCUUCUUUCAGAUGUUCUCGUUUUCUUUCAACCCUUACACUUGGGACAGCACAAAGGAGCGAGUUGGCUCUGAUGUUGUAACCCUGCACUUGAAAAACAACGACAGCAAGCUUAUUAAAGUAUCAAAUCUCACGGAAGACAUUGUUAUCGUUAUGCCUUUAAAACUUCAGAAAAUCUCUGCUUCAGAAAAGUCAUGGUAUUUCACAAAGAACGAUGAUCUACGUUUCCACGAGAUAAAAGUCAGGUAUGAAAACACCUUGCUGAUAAUGGAAAUCAAACCUCAAGAUACAACCGUACAUCUUUUUGUCUAUAUGCGUUUUAAUCAGCGACCGACAACUCAAGACUACGACCUCAAUGCCACUAUCUCUCAUGACGAAAAGUGUGUUUGGAUGCUAAGUGCACAUGAAAAAAGUGAAGGGCAAACAGUCUGCUCCUUGAAUCCAAAUGCGACGAUACAGGUUCUGGCUGAGCGUCCUGGGAAAUACUUUCUCGGCUUAAAAAAUUACAAUGCCACAAUUAACUUAUCCCACACAAGGGAGAAAAGAUCUUGUCUUAGUGGAAGGCGAAGGAAGCGCUCCUGCGUCGAAGCCAAAGAUCCACCGCCCACCCCACCCCAGAGUCAAAAUUUCCCUGUGAUGCCAGUUUAUGAUUCCACAACAGACCACAACUACACUCUGAAGGUGACCUUGGGUAGUUGUGUUUACUGGUCAGAAAAAAUUGAAAAGUGGAUAUCAUCUGGUUGUCGAGUAAGUGAAAAAUUAAAUAACGAUUUUUCAGCGCAAUCUUUUUUAUCUAAUUUGGCAUUGUAUUCAACACAGUUUAGAUCAUUUGAGCUUUCCUGUUUGCAAAAGUGCUGUGGUAUUGUAAUAAUCUUCACUCAUUAAGCGUAUAAUUGAAUUCAGUCUAAUCUUUGAUGAGAGAACAUUUUCAGACAAAAGUCGAAUCGAUUUGAUAGCCAGCCGGGGUAUAAAAGCGCCUUAAAAAAACAGAGUGAUUAAUGGUGACAGCCAACAUGAUAAUUUUUAUCAUUAACAUCUUCCUUGCAUUUUAUAAUUUCAGGUUUUAGCAAAAAUAGAUGGAUUUUUAAACUGUCGCUGUAGCCACUUGACAUCAUUUGGGGGAAGUCUUUUAGUUGAACCGAAUCCCAUUGACUUCGACAAGGUUUUAGUCGAGUUCCAGCAGUUAUCAGAAACUGGAAAUAUCGCAGUAAUUGUGGUUAUUGCGGUGAUUUUAUUAUGUUAUGUGACUGUGCUUGUUAUCGUAAGGAAAUUCGACGAGGAAGACGCGAAAAAUGUAAGUGUAAAACCAGAUAUUGCUAAGGACCGUUGUUUUAACGGAGCAUGCUCUCCAGUAUAACCCUUUCCUCCUAUGAUCUAAUUGUUAAUUCUCCCUCAGGUUGCUAUACAAUUUUUUGUAAAUAAGUCAUGACAAUUUGCUAAUAGAUCAAGAUAACAAAUUCUACCGGAAAAUUUUGAGUAUUCUCAUGACCUGUUGCCUAGAUAAUGUACCGAUAUUUUUGGGAGAAGUUGCAUGUUGAUCACCUCUGGCAGUUAAACGGUUAAGCAAAAAAAAAGGCUUUAAUGUUGACAGCAUUAUUCGCUUUAAAGGUUUGUUGAUAUUGAGAGUUUAAAAAUGAAGUGACCAUGGAUUAUUUUCCUUUUUUGGGACUGGGAUAAAAAGAGCGAAUUAAAAAUAGAAAUCAGCUCGCAAUGUAAUUCAUGCUUUAUCAUGCUUUUUUUAGAGGAAAUUACCGAUCCGACUUCCAUCAUCUUCAAGCAGCACCUAUGAAUAUGUUAUAGUGAUUACUACAGGGGCUUGGAAAAGCUCAGGCACAACUGCUCAUGUUGCUUUGGAGAUUUACGGUUGCGAUGGAAAGAGUGGCAUCCUUCAACUUAGCCAAGAAGAGCCUGGUGCAGAUAAUACGUUAUUCUCUCGAGGUAAUUCAGAUGUUUUUGUGCUUUAUGUUGACAAAUCACUUGGUGCGAUUCAAGGAGUGCAGAUUGGACAUGAUAAUUUUGGAGAUAAUCCCUCGUGGUACCUUGAAGAAAUUCUGAUUCGGGACGUACAAUCCAAGCAGUCGUGGAAAUUCAUGGCCAAUCAGUGGUUUGCUCUUGAGCGUGGAGAUGGGCGCAUCGAGCGAGUAAUCGACCAGACCUCAAGUCAUCUGGAUUUUGGCAAUGAAGUUGCAAGACGUUGGCGAAUAGGCCUCGCGGAGUGGCAUAUUUGGGUUUCAGUAGUAACCAAGCUGAGAAAAAGUCGCUUUACAAGAGUACAGCGACUGUCUUGCUGCCUCUCAGUGCUUUUGACAUCCAUGUUUGCUAACGCGAUGUUCUAUAAGUUAGAAGGCAAAUAUGAACAGCCUAUCCAAGUCGGACCGCUGAAAAUGUCGUGGAGACAAGUGGUGACUGGAAUUGAAAGCGCGUUUGUUGUGACACCCAUAAACAUUGUCAUAGUUUUUCUCUUUCAGAAAGGAGCUGAAAAGUCUGCCACGAACAAUGACUAUUGUCUUAAAGGUACCCUGAUCUCUGGUGUCGCUUGGUGUUUCUUAUUUUUCUCUUGUACUGUUUCGGCUGCGUUUUCCAUUUUCUAUAGUCUAGUUUGGGAAAAGAGUGUCAGUGAACAGUGGCUGUCUUCGAUGCUUAUUUCAUUCGCGCAGGACGUAACAAUCAAGGAACCAGUAAAGGUGUUCUUCACAGCUUUAACAUUCGCGGCCAUUUUAAAGAUAAAGGCGAAGAGAUCAAAAGUACACGCCUGCGGAAGCCCUCCGCAGGAAGUUAAAACUGGGUACUAUAAGAAACACUUUUGGGCUCUGCAAUUAUCAGAGGUGGAAGAGAUGAGAAGACGACAAGCUAAGAAACAGAACCUGACACGUUAUUUCACAGAGUUGGGUUUAUACUUGGUCUUCGUUUUCUUGCUUAUGGCAGUGUGCUAUGGAAACAGAAAUGACCAUCGGUACUUGAUGACUAAAUCAAUCCAGGAUGGACUACCAAACUUUGGCAAGGUGAGUAAACAUUAUUUGAUUAUGAUAAAUCCAUUGCUGAAAUUCGCGUGUUUAAUUUAUCUUAUGACUUUUCGUUCCCAUGGAGAUCCAAAAUCAAAUAUAUGAAGAAAAAUUUUACUUUGCCGGUCUCUUCAAGAAAUGACUAAGGUAUUUUCUGCUCUUGUAAUGGAUAUUUUGAGGAGGAAUAUCCCUUUAGAAACAGUGUACAAGAGAUAUGUUAGUGCGCGUGUUACACCCAAAUUUAGGACUGGAAAGAAAUUCCAAGCAAUAGAUGUAUAAUUCCAUGAAGACAUUGGCAUUCAAUUCUGCUAUAGGAGAAGAGCCAGAAAGCGGCAAACAUAAUAUUUGAGGGGAUGGGUGCAACGAAAAUAAGCAAGCGAGAAUAAUAUUCUAGGACACGCCCAUAAAUAGUAACUCGCUUCUGUGAAUCAAACUUCUGCUAGUCUGUCCAUACUGCUAUACUUAAAAAAAAAAACUAUAUAUAUAUAUAUAUAUAUAUAUAUAUAUAUAUAUAUAUAUGUGAAGUCUAUGUUUCGGUUUUUCCGUAUUACAGUGCUUGAUACAUGGAAAUACAGCGUGAUAUGAAUUGAGCUAGGGAAAAAAAACAGAGACCAAGGUUUUUUCUCCACAAUCGCUCUGACGAAGGGCUAACGCUCGAAACGUCUGCUUUUUUACCCUUUACGGUGGCUAAUUUACGUUUUCAACCCAGUUUUUAACUCUAAAUUACCUGCUAUACUCUCCCACCGACGCAGCACCACAGUUUCUUUAGAAACUUACCCCUUUAUUCAUUUUUCUCGACAAGCCUGUUUCGUGAUUAGAUCAUUCUUCAGGGGAUUUUUAUGGAAAGAAUAUUUGUAACCAUCGAAGAUAUACUAUAAAAUUUGCAUGAUAAAUGUGGCGGUAAAUUUAGGUGCUUUGUUCAGCUGUUGCGCAGUAACGCUUUGUUUCUGUGAAGGUAUGAAGACACGAGUUCAUUACCCUUGUUAACUGAUGACAAUUCAAUUAACAAUUCAUUUAUAUAUAUAUAUAUAUAUAUUUAUUUGUUUAUUUAUUUAUUUUGUUUAACCCAAUGAUCUUGUACUAAUUCAGGUGACAAACAAUACAAUGUACUGGAGCUGGUUACAGCGUGUUUUCAUACCAGGUGUGUUUUCUGGCAGAUGGUACAACGGUCAAAGGGAUGAGCAAACAAUUUAUAUUGGUAAUAAACACUCUCUUAUCGUCGGAAUGGCUCGAGUAAGGCAACUCAGAGUGAAAGCGAGUAAGUUUUUUUUCCAUUUUUAUUCCUCUUUGCAUUUCAUUGAAAGGCUAUUUACCCACACACGUCAUUUCACAUAUUAUAGUUAUACACAUAUAAUUUUGCCUGAUGAAGAAGCAAUCGGUGCACAAACUUAAUUAAGAGUUAAACAAUAGCUUAUUGAAAUUCUUAAAGAAAAAAUAUUGAACAUGCACUGGUUACAAUUUUCUCGACUCCUGAACAUUCUGACAAUUCUCUAGACGAGUGUUUAGGUAGCUGCGUUUUAUUAUGAACGUUGAUUAAAUUUAGGUUUUGAUGACGGCGCUCCUCUCCUCCAAAAGCAAAUGCUACUAUGAAGGCUUCUAAUAAUUCUCCAUAACAAGAGACGUCCAUAUUUGUUAAAAGUACGAAAUGUGUCAUCCCUGAGUGAAAUGAAUACCAAAAAAAAUCUUCCUAAUCAUGAUCUUUUGUUCCAACUUUCAGCGCAAUGUAAAGUCCUAAACUAUAUGGAAACAUCGUUCCAAGAAUGUUUCAAAGGAUACUCGACAAAGAACGAAGACAAGACCGCCUACAACAAACCAGGCUGGAGGCCUGUCGACAAUGCUGCGAGGAAUGACGAGUUAUUACAACUUUGCCCGAAGCCAUGGCGAUAUCAACAUGCCGAGGAAACCGACACUACACCCAGGUGGGGACAUUUCUCCUUUUAUGAGGGAGGAGGAUUUGUAGCAGACCUCGGUUAUGAUAACCAUACGGGGUUUAGCAUAAUAACAAAUUUACAAAACAAAGGUUGGCUUGACAGGCAAACCAGAGUUGUCCUGGCAGAGUUUUCCACAUUCAAUCCGUCGGUGAAUAUUUUAAGUGUUGCCACAUACUUCUAUGAAGUUGAUGCAUCUGGACUGAGAGUAGCCUCCAUGCAAAUUCGUGUUCUUUCACUUGAUUCUACGGGCACACCCUCGCAUCAGUUUUAUUUGAUUUGCUUGUUCCUGUACAUUGUGUUCGUUUUUCUGUAUUUUGGAAGGGAAAUUUUCAGACUUUACAGUCAUCGUUCUCGAUAUUUCAAGUCUAUCUGGAAUUGGGUCGAGAUAUUUCAAAUUGUUUUUUCUCUGAUUUCCGUGGUGAUGUACAUAAUAAGACAAAGUAAAACCAUUUCAACCAUGGGAAAACUGCAUAAAAACAUUUACGGAAAUCUAAGUUUCCAAGAAGCUAUCACUUGCCAAGAAGUGGAAAAUGUGGUACUUGGAAUUCUUACUUUCAUCGUCACCAUCAAGCUAUUGCAAAUCAUUCGCUUCAACAACUAUGUUGCUCUAUUCUCCGCAACAUUGAAGAUAUCUGCACGAUCUUUGUUAUCCUUUAGCAUCGUUUUAUCCAUUUUCUUUGUGGCAUUUUUGCACUUCGGUGUCUUAGUGUUUGGCUCUGUAUCUGGGCGCUACUCUUCGGUGCUAAAAGGAGCCUAUUUUCAACUCGAGCUAACUCUUGGUCGAGUGAAAGCUAGACCAAUCAAUGAAUUAGCACAGGCCGACACCAUAUACGCCAAAAUAUUCGCCUUCUUAAUUCUCUUCACUCUCACUAUUCUCUGUAUGAACUUCUUUAUUGGCAUAAUCAACGAUGCUCUUUUGGAUGCUAAGAACUUUGUGAGCGAAAGUGAGCUGUAUGAUCUUAUCGAUGAGAACCGUUGCUCGAACUCAAAAGAAAGAAAAGAGUUUUUCAAUGCAAUCAGUAACAAGUUGAAACAGUCGAGAACCUCUAAAACGUCAGCAGAAGUGAAGGACAAAGAAUCUGGAUACAUUGGCCUUGACCCCACGAACAAUUCCAAUCUUAACUUUGAUUUAAUAAGUCAAGCUAUCAUAGCUUGGAGGAAGAAAAGAUCCAGAGAAACAAUAGAUAAACAGCAAUGCAGUACAAGGAGACAAGCAUUGUUCGACAGGAUAAGCAACAUGUUAAAAUCUCUGAGAGGUGAAAGCAAUGACGACUGCAGCAAACGUAGAGAAAAAAAGAAAGUAAGAUUUCAAGAGGAUGUCGUCAAGUCUUCCCUCCGUAAAUUACGUAAGAGAGAACAUGACCUGUUACAGCGGCUGGAGAGUAUUGUUUCAGGGUUCACAGCAGAAGACGAAGAAUUCGAUUAUUUAUUAAUAACAGCAGAGGUCUAUCUCUACUAA
This is a messenger RNA of Pocillopora meandrina, 10811 nucleotides long. Lineage: Eukaryota; Metazoa; Cnidaria; Anthozoa; Scleractinia; Pocilloporidae. The record is from the annotation of a GenBank genome assembly.